UUCGAGGAGGACAUGGUGAAGAUCUGUCUGAAGAUCCUGGAUGUCAGCAACCAGCACCUGCGCGACCCGGCUGGAGACGCUGCGGCCCGCCGGGACCCCGCCUACGUGGGCCGGGUGCUCGCCGCCAUGGUGAACCACAUGGAUGACUUCGGGGUUGUUGAGGGGCGCUGGGGGAGGAACUUUCUGGGCGGCUUCAUGCCGACUCACUGGAACGGCAGCCACGCCAUCCUCAGGCGCUGGUACGACUCCGGCUGCCAGCCGGUCAAAUACGGCCAGUGCUGGGUGUUCGCCGGGGUCCUGUGCUCAGUCCUCCGUCUGCUGGGGAUCCCCAGCCGGGUUAUCACCAACUUCAAGUCGGCCCACGACACCAACGGGAACCUGUCCAUCGACUCCUACUUCUCCGAGGAGGGAUUCAGAGAGCUGGAGUCCAGAGACAGCAUCUGGAACUUCCACGUGUGGGUGGAGGGGUGGAUGAAGCGACCGGACCUGGGGGCAGACGGAAAAUACGACGGCUGGCAGGUUCUGGACCCGACCCCGCAGGAGACCAGUGACGGGGUGUACUGCUGCGGUCCGGCUCCCGUGGCCGCCGUCCUGAACGGGGACACCCAUCUGGAGUACGACGUCCCCUUCGUGAAAAUGUAUUCGGACGCCUCGUUAAUCGGCCAGAACAUCUCGACCAAGUCUGUGGGCUCCAACAAGAGGCUGAACGUCACGGCGGCCUACAAGCACACGGAGGGGACAGAAAACGAGCGGGCUGUGUUCAAAUAUGCUCUGGAGAAGCUGGAGAGCGAGCCAGUCGCAAAGAAACCGCAGCUGGUGCUGCUGUUUGAAGAGGUGUCCAAGCCCGUGAACGGCGAGGACGUGAGGCUAAAGUUGGUGGUGAGCGGGGACAACAUCCAUCCCAGGCUGCUGUCCAUCCAAAUCAGCGUCCAGGCCAUGACCUACAACGGAUCCCCGGCCGGGAACAUCCAGUCGGAGCGGGUGGAGGAAACUCUCCAUCCCGGAAAAGACGUUUCCAUCCCCAUCACCGUCCUGUACUCGGCUUACCAGGACCACAUGGUGCGGGGCGGGAGCAUGAACGUGUUCGCUGUGGUAACGGACCAGCAGAACCCGGACAGCGUAUACCUGGCCGACGACGUGGUCGUGCUGAAGAACCCGCCGAUCUCAGUAAAGGUUUUAGGCUCUGUCAGAUUGCACAGUGAGGUGAUGGCCGAGGUGGUUUUCAUGAAUCCGGUCAAUGAGACGCUUCAGGAUUGCUCCCUGACCCUGUCUGGAAGUGGCCUCCUCACAGACGAAGAGAUUAUCAAGCUCCAAAAUCUGCCAGCAAGCUCGAGGUUUAUAAUUAGGUUCUCCUUUGUUCCCUACAAGAGCGGGGAGAGGAGCCUCCUGGUGGACUUUGACUCUUCCUCCUUCAGAGACAUAAAAGCCAGCUGCACGGUUACCGUCGAGCCUUAA
Menidia menidia (Atlantic silverside) is the source of this 1455-nucleotide messenger RNA. Lineage: Eukaryota; Metazoa; Chordata; Actinopteri; Atheriniformes; Atherinopsidae. The record is from the annotation of a GenBank genome assembly.